Molecule: messenger RNA, 2937 nt
Organism: Kalmanozyma brasiliensis GHG001
Lineage: Eukaryota; Fungi; Basidiomycota; Ustilaginomycetes; Ustilaginales
Product: Cation-transporting P-type ATPase, N-terminal
Exons: 1
Coding region: 1-2937 (978 amino acids)
Biological process (GO): regulation of intracellular pH; proton export across plasma membrane
Cellular component (GO): plasma membrane
Molecular function (GO): ATP binding; ATP hydrolysis activity; P-type proton-exporting transporter activity
Source: RefSeq, a predicted model, not a curated record
AUGUCGGACAGCUCUGCAACCCAGGAGGGUGUCAACGAGAAGCGCCUGGAGGGCGUCUCGGAGGAGUACCAGCAGCUCAUCGAGUUCAUCCGCGCGCAAAAGUCGGCCGGCGGCGACGACGAGGGCGCUGAUGAGACCCACAUUGUCAAGAAGCGCAACUUCCCCUUCUUCUGGAAGACCACCGAGGUCCGCGUCAACAAGCACGGCGAGGCCGAGGAAGUCGCCCAGAAGGUCCCCGCCUCGUGGCUCGAGACCGACAUGCUCAAGGGUGUCAGCGAGUCCGAGGUCCACCACCGCCGAUCCCUCUUCGGUUUCAACGAGCUCGAGUCGCCCAAGGAGAACCUCUUCCUCAAGUUCCUCGGUUUCUUCAAGGGCCCCGUUCUCUACGUCAUGGAACUUGCUGUCAUCCUCGCCGCUGGUCUCCGUGACUGGAUCGACUUUGGUGUUAUCAUUGCCAUCUUGCUCCUCAACGCCUUCGUCGGUUGGUACCAGGAAAAGCAGGCCGGUGACAUUGUUGCCCAGCUCAAGGCUGGUAUCGCUCUUCGUUCUACUGUUGUUCGUGACGGCCACGAGGUCGAAAUCGAGGCUCGUGACCUUGUCCCCGGUGACAUUGUCGUCAUCGAGGAUGGAAAGACCGUGCCCUGUGACGGUCGCGUCUUGGCUGCGUACGAGGACAAGGACGGCUCCCAGGCCGCCGCCAUCCUCGAGAAGGCUCGUGCUACCCGCCACGGUGACGACGACGAUGACGAGGGUGUCGACAAGGGACCUGCCAUCAUCGCCUGUGACCAGUCGGCCAUUACCGGAGAAUCGCUCGCAGUCGACAAGCACAUUGGUGACACCGUCUUCUACACCACCGGUUGCAAGCGUGGAAAGGCCUACGUCCUUGCCACCGACAUUGCCAAGCAGACUUUCGUUGGUCGCACUGCCGCUCUCGUACUGGGUGGCGAGACCGAGGGCCACUUCCAGAAGGUCAUGGGCUCCAUCGGUUCGGCUCUUCUCUUCCUCGUCAUCGUCUUCACCCUGAUCUUCUGGAUUGGCGGCUUCUUCCGCAACACCGGUAUCUCGAGCCCCACCGACAACAACUUGCUCAUCUACACCCUGAUCUUCCUCAUCGUCGGUGUCCCCGUCGGUCUCCCCUGUGUUACUACCACCACCAUGGCUGUCGGUGCCGCUUACCUUGCUAAGCGCCAGGCUAUCGUCCAGAAGCUCACUGCCAUCGAGUCGCUCGCCGGUGUCGACGUCCUCUGCUCCGACAAGACGGGUACCCUCACUGCCAACAAGCUGUCCAUUCACGAGCCCUUCACCUCGGAGGGUGUCGACGUCAACUACAUGAUGGCCGUCGCCGCUCUCGCCUCGUCGCACAAUGUCAAGUCGCUCGACCCCAUCGACAAGGUCACCAUCUCGACGCUCAAGGACUACCCCGGUGCUCAGGACGAGCUCGCUUCCGGCUGGACCACCCACAAGUUCACUCCCUUCGACCCCGUCUCCAAGCGUAUCACCGCCGAGGUGGAGAAGGACGGAAAGCAGUACAUCGCCGCCAAGGGUGCCCCCAACGCCAUCCUCAAGCUCUGCGCUCCUGAUGCCGAGACUGCCGCUCAGUACCGAAAGGUCGCUGGUGACUUUGCCUCGCGUGGUUUCCGUUCGCUCGGUGUUGCCAUGAACACCGACGGCCAGUGGAAGCUCCUCGGUCUCCUGCCCAUGUUCGACCCUCCCCGCUCCGACACUGCUGCUACCAUCGCCGAAGCCCAGUCGCUCGGUAUCUCGGUCAAGAUGCUUACUGGUGACGCCGUCGCUAUCGCCAAGGAGACGUGCAAGAUGCUGGCUCUCGGCACCAAGGUGUACGACUCGCACCGCCUCAUCGGCGCUGGUGGCAUGUCUGGUUCGGCUAUUCACGACUUUGUCGAGGCUGCCGAUGGUUUCGCCGAGGUGUUCCCCGAGCACAAGUACCAGGUCGUCGAGAUGCUCCAGCACCGUGGUCACUUGACUGCCAUGACCGGUGACGGUGUCAACGACGCUCCCUCGCUCAAGAAGGCCGACUGUGGUAUUGCCGUCGAAGGUGCCUCGGACGCUGCUCGCUCCGCUGCCGAUGUCGUCUUCCUCGACGAGGGUCUCUCGACCAUCAUCACCUCGAUCAAGGUCGCCCGUCAGAUUUUCCACCGCAUGAAGGCGUACAUCCAGUACCGUAUCUCGCUCUGUCUCCACCUCGAGAUCUACCUGGUGCUCACCAUCCUCAUCCUCGACGAGGUGAUCCGAUCCAACCUGAUUGUCUUCAUCGCUCUGUUCGCCGACGUUGCCACCAUCGCCAUUGCCUACGACAACGCCCCCCACGCCAAGGCCCCCGUCGAGUGGCAGCUGCCCAAGAUUUGGGUCAUCUCGGUCAUCCUCGGUCUCCUGCUCGCCGCCGGUACCUGGAUCAUCCGUGGUACGCUCUUCCUCAACAACGGUGGUGUCAUCCAGAACUUUGGUAACACGCAGGAGAUCCUCUUCCUCGAAGUCUCGCUCACGGAGAACUGGCUCAUCUUCAUCACUCGUCUGGGCGGUGGUGAGUCGGACAUCACGCUCCCCUCGUGGCAGCUGGUGGGCGCCGUGCUGGGUGUCGACGUGAUUGCGACUCUCUUCUGUCUCUUCGGUUGGCUCUCGGGUGCUCCCCGCCGCAACCCCGUCACUGCUCCUCACGGUGGCUGGACCGACAUUGUCACCGUCAUCCGUGUGUAUGCCUACUCGAUCGGUGUCACCGCCAUCGUUGGUGCCGUGUACUACAUGCUCAACAAGUGGACCUGGCUCAACAACCUCGGUCGCCGCACUCGAUCGCAGAAGAACCCUCUGCUCGAGGACUUCUUUGUCAACCUGCAGCGUCUCACCAUUGUUCACGAGAAGAACGACGAUGGCGAGGAGCUCUGGGCCUUCCACCCGCGAACCGAGAUCGAGGACGAGUAA